This is a messenger RNA of Rotaria sp. Silwood1, 753 nucleotides long. Lineage: Eukaryota; Metazoa; Rotifera; Eurotatoria; Philodinida; Philodinidae. The record is from the annotation of a GenBank genome assembly.
AUGAGCAAUAACUCAUUAAUAUUAGGUAAUUUUAUUCCAUCAUCAUUUCUUGAACAAUCAACACCUAUUCGACGAGUAACAAGUACUAGUAGUGAUUCAGGAGAUAGUGGAGUUGAUCCAUCAUAUCGACAAGAACGAAAAAUAUUUGUUGGUGGUGUUCCAUCAUCUGUUGGACCAGAAGAAUUGGCUCAUUUUUUUCAAUCAUAUGGACAAGUUGAAGAAGCAUUUAUCAUUUAUGAUCGAUAUAAUGGUCGACAUAGAGGAUUUGGUUUUGUAACAUUUGCAGAUAUGUCUACAACAAAAGUUGUUUGUUCUACACGAAUUUUUAAUCUUCAUGGACGAAAGAUUGAAUGUAAACGAGCAUUAAAACGUGAAGAAAUUUUAGGUACAAAUGAAAAUGAUUAUAAAUCUUUUCGUCCAAAUAAAACUUGUCCAUCUCCACCAGUUACAUCAAAUUCAAUUCCAACAAAUCUACCAUUAUGUCCAACAUCAAUUCCAAUGUCAUAUGGACAAUAUCGUCAAUUACCACCUGGAAUAAUUAAUACACUUAGUGGUUGGAUUGUUAAUCCAUCAAUGCAAACAAUACCACAAAUGUUUCAUCCUAUGUUUAAUCCUAAUCAACAAUAUGCUGUAUUUCCAUUGUCAACAAUCAUGUGGAAUAAUCCAUAUCAACAUCCAACAAUGCAAUCACCGUUUAUUCAAGAGAUAAUGGUUCCAUCAUCACCACCAUCAGCAGCAAUGAUGAAUUUAUAA